This is a messenger RNA of Oryza brachyantha (malo sina), 2798 nucleotides long. RefSeq names its product receptor-like serine/threonine-protein kinase ALE2. The record is from RefSeq and is a predicted model, not a curated record. Lineage: Eukaryota; Viridiplantae; Streptophyta; Magnoliopsida; Poales; Poaceae. The transcript is spliced from 8 exons. Gene Ontology annotation, biological process: protein phosphorylation. The coding region runs from base 200 to 2458 and encodes 752 amino acids. Gene Ontology annotation, molecular function: ATP binding; protein kinase activity.
GAAGUAAAAAAAAAACCUUGGAAGAAAGGAACAGCAGUACAGCAGGCAGGCAGCAGCUCGCGCAAGGCAGAGAGAGAGAGAAGGGCGCGAGGGAAGAAGGCGCGGGCUGGGAUCCCCAUCCGUCGGGGCCCACAUGGCAUCGCCGUGACUUGCCCUGGUCCCUCCCGCCCUGCGGCCGGCGCCGGUGACCGGCAGCGAGAUGCCGCGGCGGCGGCGGGCGGCGCUGCUCUUCCUCGCGCUCGCCGUUUAUGUGCCACUGGGAACAGCAAGCUCAACAACUAUUGCGUCCUACUUACUUGGAUUGUGGAGUAGAGCACAUCGGCAUUCUCUUCCUGCCACUGCCCCUGCUCCAGCCCCAGCCCCUUCCCCUGGAACUCAUCGACCAGCUAUUAGUCACCCGGCGCCUAGGCAUCACAGGAAAAGGCCUCAUGUUGCCCCACCACUACCACCACCAUCAUCAUCAUCAGAAAGACAAGAUUGCAGUGGAAUUUCCUGUUCUGCUCCACUCACAUCUACUCCAAUUGGCUCCCCUUGUGGCUGCGUACAUCCUAUGCAAAUUCAGCUUGAUCUUGUAGUAGCACCAUAUCAGUUGUUUCCAAGAAUUGAUGAAUUAGAAAUUGAGAUCGCAGCAGGAACAUUUCUGAAACAGAGUCAAGUUAGGAUAAUGGGUGCUGGGAGUAGUCUUGAAGAUCCUGAAAAAACUACAGUUACCAUUGAUUUGGUGCCACUAGGUCAGAAGUUUGAUAGGACUUCAGCCUUACUGACUAGCAACAGAUUUUUGCAAAAGAAGGUGCCGAUAAACUCUUCAAUAUUUGGUGAUUAUAAUAUAAUAUAUGUUCAUUACCCUGGCCUACCUUCUUUGGUCCCUAGUGUUCCAGGAUCCUUGGGCCCAGUAAGCAGCAGCGAGUACCCCUUCAGUGCAAAUGUACGCAAUAGAAGACAUCAAAAGAUUAACUCUAAAAGUGUUGCCAUAAUUGCAUUAUCAGCUGUUGUUCUUGUAUUAAUGAGCUUUGGCAUCUGCAUCAUAUGGAAAUUUAAAGGAUUUGAAAAGUCUCACGGCACUGGUCGUGUUUCAAAUUCAUCAGCCACAAGAAAAACAGGUAUGCGGUCAUCAUUCUCCAGUAUGACCAGCUCGACGGCAUCUUUUGUUUCAACAAUAGGAACCUGCCCUCCUACAGUUAAGACAUUCUCAAUUGCUGAGCUUGAGAAGGCCACAGAAAACUUCAGUUUCAACAAAAUAAUAGGUGAAGGAGGGUAUGGCCGUGUUUAUCGAGGAACGAUCGAUGACGAAGUUGAGGUUGCGGUCAAACUGCUCACAAGAAAACAUCAGAACAGAGAUCGUGAAUUCAUCGCCGAGGUUGAGAUGCUAAGUCGUUUGCAUCAUCGUAAUCUUGUCAAGCUGAUAGGCAUAUGCAUUGAACGAAGCACAAGGUGCUUGGUAUUUGAGCUUGUUCCAAAUGGAAGCGUAGAGUCCCAUCUGCAUGGCUCCGAUAAAAUAUAUGGCCCGCUUGAUUUCGACACCAGAAUGAAGAUAGCCCUUGGUGCAGCAAGGGGCCUGGCCUACCUUCAUGAGGAUGCCAACCCGCAUGUCAUACACCGCGAUUUCAAGGCCAGCAAUGUUCUUUUGGAAAAUGAUUUCACCCCCAAGGUUGCGGAUUUCGGGUUGGCCAAGGAAGCAUCAGAAGGAAUGGACCAUAUUUCUACUCAGGUCAUGGGAACUUUUGGGUACGUUGCCCCAGAGUAUGCGAUGACCGGGCAUCUCCUUGUGAAGAGCGACGUGUACAGCUACGGGGUCGUGCUGCUGGAGCUGCUGUCGGGGAGGAAGCCGGUGGACAUGACCCAGCCGCCGGGGUCGGAGAACCUCGUCACCUGGGCGCGCCCUCUUCUCACCGACCGGGAGGGCCUGCAGCAGCUGGUCGACCCGUCGAUGCCGGCGGGCUACGGCUUCGAGAAGCUGGCCAAGGCGGCGGCCAUCGCGUCCAUGUGCGUGCACGUCGAGGCGGCGCACCGGCCGUUCAUGGGCGAGGUGGUGCAGGCCCUGAAGCUCAUCUACAACGACAGCGACGAGACCUGCAGCGGCUCCUUCGGCGGCGGCGGCGGCGGCGGCGCCACGGAGGAGGAGGACUACGAGGCCGCGCCGCCGUCCCCGUGGAACGGCGGCGGCAGGAUGCGCUCGUGGAACAGCGACGUCGCCACGCCGCCGCCGCCGCGCCGGCUGGCCUUCCCGCGGGCGCCCUGCCCGACGAUGGACUACAGCUCGGACGGGGCGUCUUCGUCGGCGCGGCGGCCGCGGUCGGCGUCGAGCCUGGUGCUGGACAAGAUCGAGUCGCUGGCGGCGUACGACUGGUCGGGCCCGCUGAGGGCCAGCAGGGGGAGGAACUUCUACAGGCUGAGGGGGAGCAUGAGCGAGCAUGGCCAUCCUUCCGAGGAUUGCUCCAUGGAAGGCUACUGGAUGUAGCUCAGCAGCUGAGCCGAGUGAUGAUCAGAUUGCCAUAUCAUCUGCACAACUGCAUGCAGAUUGCCUCCCAUUUCUUGCUCUGUUCUUCAGUUCUUCAACUGUAAAGUUACUGCCCGCCUGAUAGGAUUUUGAUAUGAUUGAUUCCUGCUCUGAACAACGCCCACGUCUGGUUUUCAUCUUUCUUAAGUAGUAGAUGAAUGGAUGCAUCUGUGCACUAACAUCAUCGUAGCAUUUCACAUGGUUAUUGACAUUUUACCACUUCCAUGCUCUAAAACCUAGAAUGAGUAGACAAUGUAAAACAAGAAGAAAACAAGACACGAGUGGUAUGGCAUGAACGAUG